AUGGGGACCAGCGCAACAUCUACAACGGUUCAAGAUGAAGCUGCUCGUCAAUCUUGCGAGAGGACAGGCGAAAGGGAGGAGCUUUUAUCUAUAACACGUGCGUUCUGGAGUCGAGAGACCACCCUGAGUAAGCUAUGGGUCGCCAAGUUGAGCUCUAGCGAGGUAGCCACAACUGACGUAUACACAUACAUCGGCAUCAUUGUUGAGGUCUUGAAUGAGGGUAUUCCCCGCUCUUCAUGGCUGAUUAUUGGUGACAAAUCAUCGCGAAGCCUGCACUCAUGGCUGAACCUUGCCUGGACCAUGAUCAUUGUCUGUGUAGUACAGGGGCUUCUGAUGACCGUUAAAUUUCUUGCAACUUCGACCAAGUGUUAG
Messenger RNA from Penicillium waksmanii, 372 nucleotides. RefSeq lists its product as uncharacterized. The transcript has 2 exons. Lineage: Eukaryota; Fungi; Ascomycota; Eurotiomycetes; Eurotiales; Aspergillaceae. The coding region runs from base 1 to 372 and encodes 123 amino acids. The record is from RefSeq and is a predicted model, not a curated record.